GCGGCAGCGUGGGGCGUGAGGGAGAGCGCGGCGAGCCCUCGACCUCGCUCUUUUCGCUUUUGGCGGAGACUGGAGAGCGCGGCGGUCCCUUCUUUCUCUCUCUCCUUGUAGGCCUCGCUCCACAUCCGGGCAUCUUCCCAACGCCGCCAUCAUGGUGAAACUCGCCAAGAAUGUUAAACCUCCGCAGAAACUGAAAAAAAUGGCUGCCCUCCCUGCAAAGGAAGUUGAUGACAGUGAAGAAGAAGAUGACUCUUCUGAAGAGGAGGAAAGCAGCGAGGAAGAGAUGAUUCCUCAGAAGAAAGCCGCCACCCCAGGAAAAGCGGCAGCGGUUACGCCCAACAAAAAGGCGGCGGUGACCCCUGGCAAGAAAGCAACACCAGCGCCAACACCAGCCAAAAAGGCGGUGGUGACUCCGGCAAAGAAAGGCGCUGCGACUCCAGCAAAGAAGACCCCGGUCUCUGCCAAAGGAGCAAAAAAUGGAAAGAACGCCAAGAAAGAGGAGAGCGAAGAUGAAGAGGAUGAAGAUGAGGAGGAUGAGGAGGAGGAAGAUAGUGAGGAAGAAGAUGAGUCUGAAGAGGAAGCAGCCGUGCCAGUGAAAAAACCAACCAAGGCCCCCGUCGUAGCCAAGAAAGCCGCAGCGGUCGCUAAAGUAGCCAAGAAGGUCGCUCAAGAUGACGACGACGAAGAGGAUGAUGAGGAAGACGAUGAGGAUGAAGAGGAUGAGUCUGAAGACGAGCCCAUGGAAAUCACGCCAGCAAAGGGGAAGAAAGCGGCUGUGCUUGCAAAACCGGCACUCAAAAAAGCCACCCCUGCAAAGGCUGCCAAGGAAGAGUCUGAAGAAGAUGACGACGACGAGGAGGAUGACGAGGAUGAUGAGGAAGAUGAUGAAGACGAGGAGGAGGAAGAGGAAGAAAAAGUGCAAGAAACAUCUGGGAAGCGAAAGAAGGAGAUGGCAAAGCAAAAAGGCACUCCAGAUGCCAAGAAACAGAAAACCGAAGCUGCAUUCUCGGUCUUCCUUGGUAACCUGAACUCAAACAAGGAUUUUGAAGAACUGAAGUCAGGAAUCAGGGACUUCUUCACCAAGAAGGACAUCGAAGUCCAAGAUGUGAGACUUGGAGGCUCAAAGAAAUUUGGCUACGUCGAUUUUGCCUCAGAAGCCGAAAUGGAGAAAGCCCUGAAGUUCAAUGGAAAGAAGUUAAUGGGCUUGGAAAUAAAACUGGAAAAGGCAAAAAGUAGAGAGAGCAUGCAAGAGAACAAGAAAGAAAGAGACGCACGAACCCUGUUUGUGAAGAAUCUUCCUUUCAGCGUCUCCAAGGAAGACCUGCAAGAAGAGUUUGACAAUGCCAUGGAAGUCAGGCUGGUGUCCAGGGAUGGAAACAGCAAAGGGAUGGCCUACAUUGAGUUCAAGUCUGAGGCCGAGGCAGAGAAGACCUUGGAGGAGAAGCAAGGGUUGGAGAUGGGCGGCCGCGCCAUUGUGAUCGAUUACACUGGCGAGAAGAGCAGUCAGGACUCCCGGAAGGGCGGCAAGGGAGGACAGUCAGACUCAAAGACUCUUGUUGUCAACAACCUCUCCUACGAUGCCACCGAAGAAUCCCUUCAGGAAGUCUUUGAAAAGGCUUCGGCGAUCAGGAUCCCACAGAACAACCAGGGGAGGCCCAAAGGGUUUGCAUUUGUAGAUUUUGCCACAGCCGAGGAUGCAAAAGAAGCCAUGAAUUCGUGCAACAACACAGAGAUAGAGGGCCGGACAAUCAGACUAGAGUACAGCACACAAGGCGGGCAGAACAGGAACCAGGGCAGAGGAGGAUUUAGCCAACAAAGCAAGACUCUGUUCGUCAAAGGCCUGUCCGAAGACACCACAGAAGAGACCUUGAGGGAGUCCUUCGAUGGCUCUGUCGGCGCAAGAAUAGUCACCGACAGAGAGACCGGAUCCUCCAAAGGGUUUGGCUUUGUGGACUUCAGUUCGGCAGAAGACGCCAAAGCAGCCAAGGAAGCCAUGGAGGACGGAGAGAUCGAUGGAAACAAGGUGACCCUCGACUUCGCCAAGCCAAAGGGUGACGGGUCACGCGGAGGAGGCGGAGGCGGCUUCGGUCGCGGAGGCCGAGGAGGUGGAGGCCGAGGGGGCGGCAGAGGAGGAUUCGGCCGCGGAGGCGGAAGAGGCUUCGGAGGCCGAGGCGGGGGCUUCAGGGGAGGCCGAGGCGGUGGCGGCGACCACAAACCCCAAGGGAAGAAGAUCAAAUUUGACGACUGAGUGGCUUGCUUUGCUCGAAUCUGGAAGGACUCUGGCGUUUUCUUUUUUUAAUCCCUGACACCGCAAAAAUGACAGAGCCUCCGGAGGACAUUCCAAGGUGCGUCGCAGUCCACUCAGAGGUACUUGGAAAAAUACAAAACAGCGAAAAGAAACACAAAAAAAAACAGCCAUUUUGACUGCCUGGCUACGCAUACGAACUUUUUUUAAAAAGCAACAAAAAAUGUGGGAAUCGACCUGUGUCAGUGCUUUGUCCUGAAUUUAUAAUGUUUUACCCCCCAUGUAAAAAAACAAAAACAAAUUAACUUCCUUACACAUUUCUGUAGGUUUUUCUCCUUGUUUUUUUUUCCUUGCUGUAAAAAUGCAAAAUGUUUUAUCGUUUGUGUCUCAGCAUACUGUCUUGGACAGAUUAAAGGGCCUAAACAAGA
Molecule: messenger RNA, 2673 nt
Organism: Anolis sagrei ordinatus
Lineage: Eukaryota; Metazoa; Chordata; Lepidosauria; Squamata; Anolidae
Gene: NUCLEOLIN
Product: nucleolin
Cellular component (GO): nucleus
Molecular function (GO): mRNA binding
Source: RefSeq, a predicted model, not a curated record